Molecule: messenger RNA, 786 nt
Organism: Monoraphidium neglectum
Lineage: Eukaryota; Viridiplantae; Chlorophyta; Chlorophyceae; Sphaeropleales; Selenastraceae
Product: ubiquinol-cytochrome c reductase iron-sulfur subunit
Exons: 9
Coding region: 1-786 (261 amino acids)
Biological process (GO): mitochondrial electron transport, ubiquinol to cytochrome c
Cellular component (GO): membrane
Molecular function (GO): 2 iron, 2 sulfur cluster binding; quinol-cytochrome-c reductase activity
Source: RefSeq, a predicted model, not a curated record
AUGGCUCUCGUCAGACGGGGCCUCGUGGGCCUUGUGCCCAGGCUGCUCGCUCAGUCGGAGGCAGCGAUCUGCAAUUCGGGCCUACAGGGCGUCGGCGCUCCGUCGUUGCGAGAUGAGGAGACUAGCAGCAGUGGCAGCAAAUGGAUGCCCUUCAGGGGCUUUGCCAGUGAGGUCACGGCGACCAGCCCGCUUGGUCUGUCGCCGUGUGACAAGCUGUCGGUGAUGCCCAACCACAACAUCACGUACGACGAGUCCAACCACAAGCGGCUGCCCCCCAGCGCCACGCCUGGCGUGUCGCCGGCGAUCCUGGUCCAGGCGGGCGGGCGCUUCUUCUAUGCCACCGCCGCGCGCCUGUUGGCGCUCAAGUUCAUCCUUUCCAUGACUGCCUCCGCGGACGUGCUGGCGAUGGCGUCACUGGAGGUGGACAUCAGUGGCAUUGCGGAGGGCGACGGCGUCACCGUCAAGUGGCGCGGGAAGCCCGUGUUCAUCCGCCACAGGACUGAGUCCGAGAUUGCUGAGGCCAACGGCGUCAACCUCGCGGAGCUCAGGGACCCCCAAACCGACUCCGAGCGCGUGAUCGACCCCAAGUACCUUGUGGUGGUGGGCGUGUGCACCCACCUGGGCUGCGUGCCCAUCGCGGGCGCGGGCGAGUACAACGGCUGGUUCUGCCCCUGCCACGGCAGCCACUACGACAUCAGCGGCCGCAUCAGAAAGGGCCCCGCCCCCACCAACCUCGAGGUCCCAGAGUACAGGUUCCUCGGCGAUGGCAAGGCUAUCAUCGGCUGA